Messenger RNA from Ixodes scapularis (black-legged tick), 394 nucleotides. RefSeq names its product putative nuclease HARBI1. The annotation marks the transcript as partial. Lineage: Eukaryota; Metazoa; Arthropoda; Arachnida; Ixodida; Ixodidae. The record is from RefSeq and is a predicted model, not a curated record. The transcript is spliced from 2 exons.
AUGAGCCAGACGAGUGCCUCGCGCAUCAUAAACUCGGUGAGCAGCGCGCUCUGCCACUUCGCUGAAAAAGGGAUCAAGUUCCCCGUGACCCCGCAGGCAGCAAUGCGUACUUCACGCGCUAUAGGCCUUGCGGAAAUCAAUGUAUUCCCCAAGAAGCUGGAGUGCAUCGACGGCACGCACAUUGCCCACAAGAAUGCGAAGAAGGACCAGAACAUCUACCGAAACAGGAAAGGCUACGACUUCCUGAAUGUGCAAGCGGUCUGCGAUGCGUCGAACGAAAUCACACAGCUCACUGUGAAGUGGCCGGAGAGCACGCAUGACAGUUGUAUGUGGCGCAACUCCGACUUGUCGGAGAGGUUCGAGGCUGGGGGCAUGCCCGGUGGCUGGUUGCUGG